Molecule: messenger RNA, 1968 nt
Organism: Exophiala bonariae
Lineage: Eukaryota; Fungi; Ascomycota; Eurotiomycetes; Chaetothyriales; Herpotrichiellaceae
Exons: 2
Coding region: 1-1968 (655 amino acids)
Biological process (GO): transmembrane transport
Molecular function (GO): transmembrane transporter activity
Source: RefSeq, a predicted model, not a curated record
AUGGUCAAGGAAAGCAAGAGGGCACUGCAGUGGCCCAAACAGCAACUGCUCAUUCUCGCAAUAUGUCGCUUCGGUGAACCUGUGAUUAUGACCUCGGUCUACCCUUAUAUACCUGAAAUGAUCCAGUCAUUUAAUAUUCCCGAUGACAAAGUCGCGAAAUGGGCUGGACUCCUGGCCGCGACAUUCUCCCUCUCACAAAGUCUGACCGGAAUCGCAUGGGGCAGGGCAUCCGAUAAGUUUGGUCGCAAACCUAUCAUCCUCGUCGCGUUGACCUGCACUAUGGUAUUUAGUGUUGGGUUCGGUUUCUCGAGUAACCUCGUCUGGGCAUUUAUGUGGAGAUCACUACAAGGACUGUCGAAUGCGAAUGCUGGGAUAAUCAGGACUGCUGUUGCGGAGCUCGUUCCUCAGAAGGAGUUGCAGCCUCGUGCUUUCAGUAUCAUGCCUCUAGUAUGGAACAUUGGCAGCAUCUUUGGGCCAUCGAUUGGCGGGUCUCUUGUCCGCCCUGUUGAGCGAUACCCUGGACUCUUCGGGAAAUCAAAGUUCUUCGCCGACCACCCCUUCGCGCUGCCGAAUCUUUUGAUUAGCAUCCUCUUCCUGAUCGGCAUCUCGGCGGGAAUCCUCUUCUUCCGCGAAACACUUGAGGAGAAGAAGUCUCAGCGUGAUUAUGGUCUUCUCCUUGGGAAGGUGUUGACGGCAAGUUGCACGAAGAGAAAACGAGCAAGAGGAUGGUCGAAUCCGGAAGAGAGCGAACCAUUUCUCGAUGGGACAGCCAGCGAACUCUCGAGCCCUGUCGCAAACCGCGCGCCUCCACUUCCCAAGAAAAAUCCCGGUUGGGCACAGGUCUUCUCGAGACAAUCCAAUAUCAAUCUUGUGGUCUACACCUUCAUAGCCAUGCAUUCGGCUGCGUACGACCAGUUGCUCGCAAUUUUCAUGCAUUACCCUGUUCAAUCCAGUCACGAUCCAGAAGUGCACCUGCCGCUGAAAUUUGCUGGCGGGUUCGGUAUUGGUUCCAAUCAGAUUGGACUUCUGUUUACCGUAUAUGGCGUCUUUGGCAUGCUGGUGCAAUUCUUCAUCUUCCCGCCUUUCGCCCGAAAGUACGGUGUAUUGAAUUGUCUCAAAGCUUGCUCGCUGGCUUUCCCACUGAUUUACGUUGCAACCCCGUUCACGGCCUUGCUACCGACAAACUCAAUGCGUCAGGGUGUGAUGAUGGUCAUGAUGUUGAUGAAGGGGUUUUGUGGCAUCUUCGCUUUCCCAUGCUCAACCAUCUUGCUCACUAACAGUGCUUCGAGUCUGAGCAUUCUAGGAACCUUGAAUGGUGUCGCCACCAGCAUUUCGGCCGUGGGGAGAGCCGCAGGUCCAGCUUUAGCCGGUGCCACUUUCAGUGCCGGUGUCGACAUUGGCUAUGUCAUCAUAUGUUGGUGGACUUUGGCUCUUGUUGGUGUGUUGGGGGCUGUCCCGGUUUGGGGCUUAGUGGAAAUGGAGGGGUUUGCAAGAAGCUCGAGUGAUGAUGAUGAUGAUUCGGAAGACGAGGAUGAUGAGGAUGCAACGGAGAUUGACGAGGAUUUCGACGACGACUAUUUCGACGAAGAUUCCAGAGCUGAAGAGGAAGUCAGAUUCAUCACCACCGACGCAGACGACAGAACCGCAAAAACUUCUUCAAUUUCAUCCAGUGGAGGAGUGCGCGAAACUCGGCCCCGCAGACCAUCCCAUGCCUCAAGCAAGGCCAGCGAUGUCUUCGACGCAGACGAAGACGAGGGUUCCCUUCCAGGAUCCGGAUCUCUGUCUCCAAUCACUUCUAGAGGUUCUCAGCCUCGUCCACGAAACCGUAGCUCGCACAGAGAGCUACGCCGCAUCGCUAGCCCGAUUGGUCUGGGUCCCGGUGUUAUUCCCACUGGCUCACGCCGUUAUAGCAGUGAUUUGGGCGCGACAAGAAGUGGAUUAGGUGUUGGUGGAACGAGUUUCAAUUAA